Messenger RNA from Hyaloscypha bicolor E, 1314 nucleotides. Its product is annotated as S-adenosyl-L-methionine-dependent methyltransferase. Bases 100 to 1269 code for a protein of 389 amino acids. The transcript is spliced from 11 exons. The record is from RefSeq and is a predicted model, not a curated record. Gene Ontology annotation, molecular function: methyltransferase activity. Lineage: Eukaryota; Fungi; Ascomycota; Leotiomycetes; Helotiales; Hyaloscyphaceae.
AACGGCCUUCUCGCAGAUGAUCAACUCAAACUCAAAGUCGCGACGCCCAGAGCAGACCUCAUUUAUGAGCUGCAAAGCGACGCGACGAGACCGACAGACAUGGAGAAGAACAAGGUGGAGACGUCUUCGCCCCCGUGGCGUUGCGGUACAAUGAGCCCUGAGCGCGCCAGCGACGAUUCACCGCCGAACAACUCCACGGGAUCCAGCCCCGGAAAUGCCUCGCCGAGUCUAACUAGCGACCCUGGCGGUCUCAAUCCAGUACAAGUGAGCACACCGUCUAAUGAAAAUGACGACGAGGCUGCCUCGGAUUUUGGGGGGCGUGAAGCCGACGGAGAUUCGGCGUAUGGAGGAGAUGAUUCAGCAAAUCGCUCGGAAUACGCUUCCCUCCUCUCUGAAGCAAGAGACUAUGUUUUUGAAAAUGGCAGAAGGUACCAUGGCUACAAAGAAGGCCGCUACAUGUUACCAAACGAUGAGACUGAGAUGGAUCGAGAAGACAUGAAACAUCACAUUUCGAUGUUGAUCACAGAAGGUCGACUGCAUUUAGCGCCAAUUGGGAACCAUCCACAGCGUGUUGUUGAUAUAGGAACGGGAACAGGCAUAUGGGCUAUCGAAUUUGCGGACGCAUAUCCUUCGGCUCAAGUGAUUGCAACGGAUCUAAGUCCAAUUCAACCCACCUGGGUUCCUCCAAAUCUCAAUUUUGAAAUAGAUGAUGCCGAAGACGAAUGGCUCUACAAAACAGACAGUCUUGAUUUUGUCCAUUGCCGCUAUUUAUUUCAUGGCAUCCGUAAUUGGCCAAAACUUCUCGAUCAAGCAAUGCGGGCUCUCAAGCCGGGUGGCUGGAUUGAGAUUGUUGAAAUGCAUGUGAUUCCAACGUCAUAUGAUAAUUCAUUGCCUGCGAAUUCUCAGAUCCAGGCUUUCUACGACGUCUUGGCUGAAGUUGGGCAGGGCAUUGGCAUUGACCUGGCUGUCGCGCAAAAGUUUCAGGGGAUGCUCGAAAAAGCAGGAUAUGAAGAAGUUACCGAGACUGUCUUUGAUUUGCCCCUCGGUGGCUGGAUGCCUGAUAGAAGGAUGCGCGAGGUUGGAUUGUUCCAGCAAUAUCAGAUGACGGAAGGGAUCCACGGUAUUGCGUUUGGCCUGCUCACCCGUGUUGCCAAGUGGGAUCCCGUAAAGGUUGAGGUUUUCCUCGCUGCUGUGCGGCGAGAGAUGAGAGAUCCAGCUGUUCAUUCGCAAUAUUACUUGUAUUUUGUUUACGGGAGGAAGCCUCAAUAGGAAAUAUCAGCAGCUUUGUAAUUGCUGUAUCAUAGCGACUGUGGG